Messenger RNA from Dermacentor silvarum, 1107 nucleotides. RefSeq lists its product as uncharacterized. The transcript is spliced from 3 exons. The coding region runs from base 526 to 951 and encodes 141 amino acids. NCBI's taxonomy places the organism in Eukaryota, Metazoa, Arthropoda, Arachnida, Ixodida, Ixodidae. The record is from RefSeq and is a predicted model, not a curated record.
GCGAAGACCAUGCGCUGGUUCUUCCAAACGUUUGGAACGCGUGGCCGGUUAUGAAUACCAGAAACACUAUGGCGCAUUUUGUUUGGUUCCUUGUUCUCUGCUUCAUCUCUGCAGCAGAUGCAGCAUCUGCAAGAACCGACGUCGCGGAAGCGCGCAGUUCUGACAGCGGCCGCACAUUCGGCGCCCUGUUGCCGCUGUCGUUGAGCCUAAUGCCUCUGCUAGCUCCAGUCAUCAGCAAGAGCGUGUUCAUGGUCCUGCUGUCGGGCGUCGCCUACCUCGCGCUGUUCGUCGGGUCUUUCUUUUUUCCCCCGCUCGGUGCCCUGAUAGGCCUGGGACCUGGGGGCCUGCGCUCCUUCGAGAGCAAACUUGACCCGAGCGAGAACAGCAGUCGACCGCCUGACCCGCGUCGUCCGUCAGGCCAUUGCCUCCACCGAGGAAUCCGUUACUGGAGGGACUACGGAAUGCCGUCAACGGCUCCUCUGCGAGCUGUCCAAGGCGGUCUCCGAUGGAGUGCCCACCAUUGAAAUGUUCGACAACUACUUCAGGAACCGAUCUGAGGACGCCGAUUCUUACGCCGGCGCAUGGGCAAGCGGGUGGCUGCACCGAGACUGUGCACGCUUCUACAAGGACUGCGAUCGGACUUCUAUCGACAGCCUGUCCGCCGUUGUAACGGUGCUAGGCGGACCCGAUGGCUACUUCGGCACUAUCCUGAACAGGUUCACCAACGGCACAGCGUCUCCCACCGAGGAGCACACGACAGCCUCUUGGCUGGCCACGACUCUGCGGAGCAUGCGCACAACAACCACACCACCGCCACCAUUGUUUCACAGCACGACGCCUCCGUCGUGGACAACUGUCUUGCAGAGCCUCGUCACCCUUGCCGGGACGGAACAUUUCCAGCAGUUUGUCUCCACACAUACGACACCCCCUCCAGGCUCUACAAAAAAAUAGCCUUCUCACCGAAGUGGGUGCCGCGUUUAGGGGGCACCAACUACUGCUGACGUACUCGGUGACUACGAACAUAUCUUAAAAUCAACUCGGUGACUCAUCUAGUCUUUUAUCUUGUACUUGGCUCCAAUAAAGACUACGUUUAUCUCAUGCAAAGCA